Messenger RNA from Moneuplotes crassus, 2805 nucleotides. Lineage: Eukaryota; Ciliophora; Spirotrichea; Euplotida; Euplotidae. The record is from the annotation of a GenBank genome assembly.
CGACAAAGAUGCCCGUUGACUUGCCAUCACCAAUUGAUUCACAAAUCGUUAUUGAAACAUACACUGACUCUACAGGAACUGAGUGUCAGAAGAGGUACAGGAAAGGAAAUUUUUUGGGAAAAGGAGGUUUCGCUAAAUGCUAUGAGCUCACUGAUCUUGAAAGUAACAUUAAAUAUGCUGCAAAAUGGAUCACUAAGGCUUCACUCAGCAAACCUCGUGCCAAGCAGAAGCUUAAGAGUGAGAUUCAGAUCCAUAGGUCAUUAGAACACCAACAUGUGGUUAAGUUCCACCAUCACUUUGAAGACAAGUAUAAUAUAUACAUUCUCUUAGAAAUUUGCAAAUAAUAAAAGUCUCAAUGAUUUAGUCAAAAGGAGGAAAAGAUUAAAGGAAGUUGAAGCGAAGUGAUAUAUAGCUCAGAUAAUCUCAGGCAUGAAAUAUAUGAACAACAGAAAUGUUAUACACAGAGAUUUAAAACUAGGAAAUCUCUUUUUAAAUGAGAAAAUGGAAGUUAAAAUUGGAGAUUUCGGCCUUGCAGCCAAAGUAGUAUUUGAUGGGGAGAAGAAACGCACUAUCUGAGGUACCCCUAACUAUAUCGCCCCUGAAGUCCUAAGCUCAAGAGUGGGACACUCUUAUGAAGUUGAUUUAUGGUCACUUGGAGUCAUCACGUUUACAAUGCUUUUUGGUAGGCCUCCUUUUGAGACAAGAGACGUAAAAUUAACAUAUCGAAAAAUCAAGAGCAAUAAUUAUUCAUUCCCAAGCCAUGUGAUUGUAAGUGACGAAAGUAAAGAUUUCAUCAAAUCUUUAUUAAAAACUGAUCCCAAGAGUAGGCUAGGUUUGGAUAAAAUAAUGGAUCAUGAAUUUUUGCAAAACUAUCCAGAGCUGCUCCCAGCUUCAACGCUUUCUUGCCCUCCAUCAAGAUCAUACAUAUCCCAGUUUGUAUGUAGUGGAGACACUGCGCCUAAGCCAGGGAAUUCUCCAUGUAAAGCUCCGAAUGCCAAAGAUAUUGCAACCUUCGAAUGAGAUCUCGCUGAUAACGAGGAUGCCCAAAUUAUGAGUAAUAGACAAGCAUCUCUACAAUCUCACAGAAGGAUGGAGAGCCAAGACCGAUUCAUCAAAACUAGCCGACCCAAAGAAGCAAUGAGCAACGAGAGAGAUUAUGUCCUUAAGACAGAGAGAGGGUUGAUAAAACGAAACUUCCAGUUAGAAACUCCUUCUAAGAAAAGCCCAGCUAGAAAUGCCAAUUAUUGAAAAAUUAACUUGACCAAAGGAGAAAACAGUCAAGAUAAAGUUUCUACUAAAAAUAAUCUGGCAAGAAGAAAAUCUGGGUAUCUGGAAGGGUCUCCUUGAAGCAAGAACUAUAAAACAGAAAGAGGUGAGAAACUUCAUGAAAGUGGUUCUAAGAAAACUAAAUCAUCAAUAUCGAUCCAAAAAGCAUCAAGACUUGGUCCAGAAGCAUGUGGAAAAAUACUGAUCGCAAAAUGGAUCGAUUACUCAAGCAAGUACGGAGUAGGGUACAAACUAUCUAGUGGAGUUUAUGGUGUUCUGUUCAAUGACUCCACCAAAAUCGUUCUUUCAAAAGAUGAAUACCAGUUUUACUAUCUCAAAAGAGAGAUUAGCUCCAAGAACAUCGACGAUAGCUACAUUCCUGUAUACAAUUUCAGCUCUUACCCAGACGAAUUGAAGAAGAAGGUUAUCCUGACUCAGCAUUUCAUUAGCUAUUUAUUAGGUCAAAAAUUUAUCCCAGCAUCCUCAAAGCCUGCAAACUUUGAGGAAGAUUUCGGCUACACCUCUGAUCAUGUAUUUUUAAAAUAAAAUCUCUCUUGAAAACAAAGCUAUACUAUUCAGACUGAACAACAAAAUGAUCCAAAUAAUCUUCUUAGACAAGAGUGAGUUAAUCUCAGGAUCUGACAACGGCCACGUGACCUUCAUCACCUCCAAAGGAGAGGUCAAGAAGACCACGGUCCUCAGUGACAUGAAGGGGUUCGCCUCUCUCGAAAGCACUGAUCCUUCCCUCUUCAAACGACUCAAUUACGCCAAAGGAAUGCUGAUGAACCUGAUCCACCCUAAGAAGCCAGAGGGGGCAAAGACUGCUAAAGCUAGAGAGAAGAUUUUCUUAAGGUCUGAAACUAAGGAAAACAAACUGAUGUUCUCUCGUAAAUAACUCUAGGUAUAAAAACUCAGAGAAUAAUUCAUCAGAGAGAUGAAUCGACUUUUACUCAAAUCAAAACUAUGAUUCUAGGCCAAGAGACAGCUCAAAUCGGGAUGAAAAAUAUGACAAAAUAGGCAAAAUUGUAAGAGGAGCAGCAGACGAAAUCAGGAAGAAGCUGUCAUCCUACAACACUUACGAUCACACUAAAUCAGACCACAGACGACUGUCUUAUAAGAAAAGCUUGAAAAGUGAAGAGAAAGAGCCUAAUGGCUUAGGCAGAUCUCCUAACGGUAAACGAAUUGUUAGUAUACCAAGAGCAAAUUUCGCAUUAAACACACAGAGAACUUCUGAUCGAAAGGUCAGGCCUAACAGUAGGUAUCAACAGAAAGGAGGGCUAUUACCUUCGAAGACACCUAAGAUUGACUUUAAAUUGUCUCAAAAUAAUUCCAGAUAUGGGAGAGAUGACUCCCAGAAAGGAUAUCACAGCAAUAGAGGUCAUAGCGGGACUGAUUACAGGUCAUUCAAAAGAGAACAAAGGCUAGAUACUAAGUGCGGUACAAACCGGGUAUUAUCUGGUGCUGGAUAUUACAAUUCCAGGAGAUAGCCUCUUGUAAAAUUCGUAGUUUAACAUACUUUUCUAAACAAUAUUUUUAGAU